Messenger RNA from Lineus longissimus, 921 nucleotides. RefSeq lists its product as uncharacterized. Gene Ontology annotation, biological process: negative regulation of translation; oogenesis. Gene Ontology annotation, molecular function: mRNA binding; zinc ion binding. Bases 1 to 921 code for a protein of 306 amino acids. Gene Ontology annotation, cellular component: perinuclear region of cytoplasm. The transcript has a single exon. NCBI's taxonomy places the organism in Eukaryota, Metazoa, Nemertea, Pilidiophora, Heteronemertea, Lineidae. The record is from RefSeq and is a predicted model, not a curated record.
AUGGAUUCGUAUUUUUAUGCGCGUGGUGAAAGUCCUUUCGAUUUGAGUUCUGAUUAUUUCUCAUUGUGGCAACGAGAUAGGACAUGUAGUGUGGACUCGGAGACUGACCCCUUUGCGGUCCAGAGCCCGCUAACUGGCUCCAGCCCGGAGGCACUCAACUCGGUCUCCGGUGGCGGCGACCAAGGGAUAGACAUUGCUAUGGAACUAUUGAAACUAACUGAGAAUUUAGAUUCACCUAUACGCUUCAACACGAGAAGGACACAAUCAUUUUUGGACGAAUUUGAACAUAAUGGUCUGACCACAGAAGUGAAUUCACCACCCAACCCCUCGCCUAACCAUGUGUCCCGACCACGCCCAGUCAUGCCAGUCCAACCAGCGGAGGAACUAAAAGCCGCACCAGAAAUACAGGAGCAAAAUGUGACGCAGACUUUCAAGAUCAACGCCAUUCGAAAAAGGGACAUACUUUGCCCAUUUUGCCGCCAAAAUGGGGAGUGUCCAACAGUCUACAGAAGCCACGCGCUACGGAACGCAGAUGGUAAAAUAACGUGUCCACUUCUUAGGAAAUACAUCUGCCCUAUUUGUGGCGCAACCGGCGACAGCGCGCACACCAAGAAAUACUGCCCGCAGGCGACGAAGGAGUUAUUGGAAGCGUUCAAAGCAUCACCACUAACCUUCACCAGACACCUUACCCCGGCCAUCCCGACACCAGGAUGCUCACAGAUGAGAGUCCAAUACGUCCCAUUCGUCCCAGUGACCUAUACGUGGGUGUAUCGCCACAUGAUCCCCGGCCCGCCGCCUCCCAUGAUGAGCCAAUGCCAGAUGAGCAGCGGUCCGAUGCCCACGCCUGCCUUCCAAAUGCCCAUUCCAGUGUCGUGCAGCGGCAUGCUCAAGGCACCGGGUCCAGGGCCGAAAAUAAUGUAG